Rhinopithecus roxellana (golden snub-nosed monkey) is the source of this 2479-nucleotide messenger RNA. It is a transcript of the gene SERPINF2, whose product is annotated as serpin family F member 2. Gene Ontology annotation, molecular function: serine-type endopeptidase inhibitor activity. Bases 275 to 1750 code for a protein of 491 amino acids. The record is from RefSeq and is a predicted model, not a curated record. The transcript is spliced from 11 exons. Lineage: Eukaryota; Metazoa; Chordata; Mammalia; Primates; Cercopithecidae. Gene Ontology annotation, biological process: negative regulation of fibrinolysis; negative regulation of endopeptidase activity.
GUAAAGGUCCUGGUGGGAGGGGAGGGGUGGGCUGGGCUGGCUGGAGCCCGGGCAGAGUGUGGGGAGCACCCAAGUGGGACCAGAGGAACGUCGUGUGUGGCAGCAAGGAGCCCGCAGAGAGCCAGCCUGAGGCAGAGUGCAGGUCGAGGCCUGUGAUUCUCCUAAAUGCAGAGGUGACUCUGGUCAGUCAUUCACUGGGCUCCCCUGCUGGGUCAAAAGGCAGCUCUCUGGCCACCUCGCCACCCCUCCUGAGACCUCAGGGCCUCACAGGAACAUGGCGCCGCUCUGGGGGCUCCUGGUGCUCAGCUGGUCCUGCCUGCAAGGUCCCUGCUUCGCGUUCUCCCCUGUGAGCGCCAUGGAGCCCUUGGGCUGGCAGCUAACUAGUGGGCCAAACCAGGAGAAGGUGUCCCCACUUACUCUCCUCAAGUUGGGCAACCAGGAGCCUGGUGGCCAGACUGCCCUGAAGAGUCCCCCAGGAGUCUGCAGCAGAGACCCCACCCCAGAGCAGACCCGCAGGCUGGCCCAGGCCAUGAUGGCCUUCACUGCCGACCUGUUCUCCCUGGUGGCUCAAACGUCCACCUGCCCCAACCUCAUCCUGUCACCCCUGAGUGUGGCCCUGGCGCUGUCUCACCUGGCACUAGGUGCUCAGAACCACACGCUGCAGAGGCUGCAACAGGUGCUGCAUGCAGGCUCAGGGCCCUGCCUACCCCAUCUGCUGAGCCGCCUCUGCCAGAACCUGGGCCCCGGCACGUUCCGACUGGCUGCCAGGAUGUACCUGCAGAAAGGAUUUCCCAUCAAAGAAGAUUUCCUGGAACAGUCCGAACGGCUAUUUGGUGCAAAGCCCGUGAGCCUGACGGGAAAGCAGGAAGAUGACCUGGCAAACAUCAACCAAUGGGUGAAGGAGGCCACGGAGGGGAAGAUUCAGGAGUUCCUCUCUGAGCUGCCAGAAGACACCGUGUUGCUUCUCCUCAACGCCAUCCACUUCCAGGGUUUCUGGAGGAGCAAGUUUGACCCGAGCCUCACCCAGAGAGACUCCUUCCACCUGGACGAGCAGUUCACAGUGCCCGUGGACAUGAUGCAAGCCCGCACGUACCCUCUGCGCUGGUUCUUGCUGGAGCAGCCUGAGAUCCAGGUGGCUCAUUUUCCCUUUAAGAACAACAUGAGCUUUGUGGUCCUUGUACCCACCCACUUUGAAUGGAACGUGUCCCAGGUACUGGCCAACCUGAGUUGGGACACCCUGCAUCCACCUUCGGUGUGGGAGAGGCCCACCAAGGUCCGGCUGCCUAAGCUGUAUCUGAAACACCAGAUGGACCUGGUGGCCACCCUCAGCCAGCUGGGCCUGCAGGAGCUGUUCCAGGCCCCAGACCUGCGCGGGAUCUCUGAGCAGAGCCUGGUGGUGUCCGGCGUGCAGCAUCAGUCCACCCUGGAGCUCAGCGAGGUCGGCGUGGAGGCGGCAGCGGCUACCAGCGUCGCCAUGUCCCGCAUGUCCCUGUCCUCCUUCAGCGUGAACCGCCCCUUCCUCUUCUUCAUCUUUGAGGACACCACAGGCCUUCCCCUCUUUGUGGGCAGUGUGAGGAACCCCAACCCCAGCGCACCACGGGAGCUCAAGGAGCAGCAGGAUUCCCCGGGAGACAAGGACUUCCUCCAGAGCCUGAAAGCCGGCCCCCGCAGAGACAAGCUCUUCGGCCCUGACUUGAAACUUGCGCCCCCCUUGGAGGAGGAUUACCCCCAGCUUGGCAGCCCUAAGUGAGGGGCCGUGGCUGUGGCAUCCAGAGUCCCUGCCUGGACCAGCCUCUCCACUCAUGUGACUCUUUCCAACCUGCUUUGUGGCGCUCGGGCAGGGGCCGGGGAGCUCUCAGAGAGGCUAUUCUUUCCCAACAUCUCUUGGGGAGUUUAGGGCGGGGGGGGGGCGGUUGGGCGGAGGGCAGGCAUCGGGGAGCCGGGAGCCUGACCCCCAUCUUUCUUCCAAACGGGCUCAGAGGGUGUCCUGUGCCGGGGCCUGGGCAGGAGGGAGGUGCUGCUAGUUCUGCCAGGAGACAGGUUAGCUGCUCCCCACGUCAGCUGGGACACCCCUACUUUUGUUUACCAGAGAGAAAAGGAGGGGGAGAGGGCCGUCUUUGGACUUGUCCCGGGACACCGAGGCUAGGGCGGGGAGAGACGGGCCCUGGUGGUGGCCCUGGAGGGACAGCGUUGUCCUCAGCCCCCCGUGGAACUCGUGUCUGGCACAGCCUGACCGUGGCCUAACCUGCUGAGAGCCCAUCAGCCUCCAUCCCACCCCCAGGGCCUUGUCAUCCCGGCUUCCCACGGCUCCUCGAGAUCCCAACACUGCCAGCAUCUCCCUUCCUUCCUCUCUCCUGUCUCCCUCCUCUGCCUGGGAGCUCAGGAGCCAAGGCAGGGAAGGGUCCUGUGGGCUCCUUAAGGCUCUUUUGUAAGGUUUUUGUAGUGAUUUUUAUGCCACCUGAAUAAACAAUGAAUGGGC